AUGACGCAUAAAACGGAAAGAGAUUUUCCAGAGGAAUUUCUAGAGAUGCUUGGCUAUAUGUUGUCCCAGAAAGAACGUGAAAAAUUACGAGCCGUAUCGACCCGAUGGAACGAAGCCAUCAAACGAAUACCGCCAACCGAAAACGUUCAAGUGAAGAGUGUUUCCAUUCAGGACAAUAUGAUAUCUAUUGAGACGGCUCGUGUAUCACAGUAUUAUUUUCGUAACGAUAAGAUGCUCUUCUUUAACAUAUCGCCAAAUUAUAUCAAAAUGGAUAAAGUAUUUUCACGGAAAGCAUUCUAUAUAUUUGCAUCAAAAGUAAAAAAUAUUAAAAAACUAUGGAUUAUUAUUCAUAAAUGCCAUGAAAUAUCUAAAUUGUGUCAAGUAUUCAACGAAGCUUGUUCACAUUGGAUUAUUCCGAGGGUAUCUGUAAAGAGCUCAUGUGCUUCACCAGAAGUUUGUCAGUUCUUAUCGUUAUUUGCGCCAAACUUAGUAAAAUUGAAUUUUCAUAAACGUCCAACGAAUUCAUGUGCAGCUCGUUCCUGUGAUCAUUGCUUAGACUAUCCGGAACAAGCGUUAAGUUUUCAGCAUUUUCUUGGCACUUUAGUGGCUGUACAGGAUCUGAGUGUACCAAUAAAACUGUUAAGUGCAUCAAUAACUUAUGACACUGAUCAAGUGCUACGUGAACUGAAAAUGCUCGAUGUUAUAAUUGUUGACGACGGUAAACUGGAACAGCCAGACUGGAUACCAAAUUCUAUUGAAGAGUAUGUUGUUAACUACAAGGUGCGGUUCUGUGUUGAUGGUAAUGUUGCACGAGUGACCAGUUUUGAGCAAAUGAAAGCAUUUGCAAAACGUUUUGAGGAACGGAUGGAUGAUAUUUUGUUUGGUUCCAAAGCUGAAAUGUCAAGAAAUGUUUACCUGUCCGAACCUAAAUGUAGCGUCGUAUUACAUAUGCUUGGAAAAUCGCUAGACAUAUCAUAUCGGGCUGUUGACUACAGAAAUCGUGGUUGGAAUUUACUGGUAAUGGUAACAUCAAGUUUUGAUACACAACGUCGGUGA
This is a messenger RNA of Enterobius vermicularis (human pinworm), 1056 nucleotides long. NCBI's taxonomy places the organism in Eukaryota, Metazoa, Nematoda, Chromadorea, Rhabditida, Oxyuridae. The record is from the annotation of a GenBank genome assembly.